AUGUCGACCCAGGAGUUCAAGCAGGCGCCCCACAAGCUCCUCGUCAUCCCCGGCCCCAUUGAGGUCGCCGACGAUGUGCUGCUCGCCAACGCCCACCCGGCCAUGUCGCACGUCUCGCCCGACUUUGUUCCCGUCUUUGGCGACUGCAUCCGCAUGCUGAGAGAGGUGCUGUUCUCGACCGAGGCGCAGCCCGUGCUCACCGCCGGCUCCGGCACGCUCGGCUGGGACCACGUCGCGGCCAACUGCCUGCAGCCCGGCGAGAGCGCGCUGGUGCUCAACUCGGGCUACUUUGGCGACAGCUUCGCCGAGUGCCUCGAGGUGUACGGCGCCAAGGUGGACCAGAUCAAGGCGCCGAUCGGCUCCAAGCCCUCGCUCGCCGAGGUCGAGGAGGCGCUCAAGAAGAAGAAGUACAAGGUGCUCACCUUUACCCACGUCGACACGAGCACGGGCGUGCUGAGCGACGCCAAGGGCCUCGGCGAGCUCGUCAAGCGCGUCAGCCCCGAGACGAUCCUCGUCCUCGACGGCGUGUGCAGCGUCGCCAGUGAGGAGAUCCGCAUGGACGCGUGGGGCAUCGACGUCGUCCUUACCGCCUCGCAAAAGGGCCUGGGCUGCCCUCCCGGCCUGAUGAUCCUGGCGGCCAGCAAGAAGGCCAUCGCCGCGUUCGAGAGCCGGACGGCGCCGCCGACGAGCUACUACGCGUCGUGGUCCAAGUGGCUGCCCGUCAUGAAGGCCUACGAGUCCGGCACGGGCGCCUACUUUGGCACGCCGCCGACCAACCUCAUCUACGCGCUCCACGCCAGCCUGUCGACCAUCACAAAGGGCGCCGUGUCGGUCGAGCAGCGCCUCCAGAUGCACGUCGAGGCCUCGGACCGCGUCAAGAACUUUGUCACCCACGACCUCGGCCUCAAGCAGCUCGUCGCCGACGGCAUCAAGGACGGCGCCCACGGCAUGACGGCCGUGCGCUACCCGCAGGGCAUCAAGGCCACCGACCUGCUGCCCAAGCUCGUCGCCCGAAACAUUGUCGUCGCCGCCGGCCUGCACAAGCAGUGCAAGGACGAGUACUUCCGCAUCGGCCACAUGGGCGUCACCGUCGUCGACGACAAGCAGCGCGGCGACCUCGACCACCUCCUCAAGAGCAUCAAGGAGGCCCUCGCCGAGGCCGGCUACAAGGCCUAG
This is a messenger RNA of Pseudozyma flocculosa PF-1, 1176 nucleotides long. RefSeq lists its product as uncharacterized. NCBI's taxonomy places the organism in Eukaryota, Fungi, Basidiomycota, Ustilaginomycetes, Ustilaginales, Ustilaginaceae. Gene Ontology annotation, cellular component: peroxisome. Gene Ontology annotation, molecular function: L-alanine:glyoxylate transaminase activity; L-serine:pyruvate transaminase activity. Bases 1 to 1176 code for a protein of 391 amino acids. The transcript is spliced from 2 exons. The record is from RefSeq and is a predicted model, not a curated record.